Messenger RNA from Neomonachus schauinslandi (Hawaiian monk seal), 3887 nucleotides. It is a transcript of the gene FILIP1L, whose product is annotated as filamin A interacting protein 1 like. Lineage: Eukaryota; Metazoa; Chordata; Mammalia; Carnivora; Phocidae. The coding region runs from base 1 to 3561 and encodes 1186 amino acids. The record is from RefSeq and is a predicted model, not a curated record. The transcript has 5 exons.
AUGCGUUCCAGAAGCAGUGACACAGAGGGCUCAGCCCAAAAGCAAUUUCCAAGACAUAGUAAAGACCAUGGUUUCCAAGGGCCUGCGGACAUGAAGCAGAGACAGCAAGACAAAGACCCCACCAGUGAGUCAGAUGCAAUUGUUCCCUGUCCUAAGUCACACGGUGGUAUCAGUCACCAUGGAGAAGACCUCUCAAGAGAUGACCUAUUAUUUCUUCUGAGCAUUCUGGAAGGAGAACUGCAGGCUCGAGAUGAAGUCAUAGGCAUUUUAAAAGCUGAAAAAAUGGACUUGGCUUUGCUGGAAGCUCAGUAUGGGUUUGUCACUCCAAAAAAGGUGUUAGAGGCUCUCCAGCGAGAUGCUUUUCAAGCAAAAUCUGCCCCUUGGCAGGAGGACAUCUAUGAAAAACCAAUGAAUGAGUUGGACAAAGUCAUGGAAAAACAUAAAGAAUCUCAUAGACGAAUCCUGGAACAGCUUUUAAUGGCAGAAAAAUCUCAUAGGCAAACCAUACUGGAGUUGGAGGAAGAAAAGAGAAAAUAUAAAGAAUACAUGGAGAAGAGUGAUGAAUUCAUAAGCUUACUAGAACAGGAAUGUGAAAGAUUAAAGAAGCUGAUUGACCAAGAAACCAAGUCCCAGGAGAAGAAGGAGCAAGAAAAGGAAAAAAGGGUCACUGCCCUGAAAGAGGAGCUGACCAAACUGAAGUCUUUUGCUUUGAUGGUGGUGGACGAACAACAAAGGCUGACAGCACAGCUUGCCCUUCAAAGACAGAAAAUCCAAGACCUAACCACAAAUGCAAAGGAAACACAGGCUAAACUAGCCCUCGCUGAAACCCGAGUUCAGGAAGAAGAGCAAAAGGCAACCAGAUUAGAGAAAGAACUGCAAACACAGACCACAAAGUUUCACCAGAACCAAGAAACAAUUAUGGCAAAGCUCACCAACGAGGACAGCCAAAAUCGCCAGCUUCGACAAAAGCUGGCAGCACUCAGCCGGCAAAUUGAUGAGUUAGAAGAGACAAACAGGUCUUUACGAAAAGCAGAAGAGGAGCUGCAAGAUAUAAAAGAAAAAAUCAACAAGGGAGAAUAUGGAAACUGCGGUAUCAUGGCUGAGGUGGAGGAGCUCAGGAAACGUGUGCUAGAAAUGGAAGGGAAGGAUGAAGAACUCAUAAAAAUGGAGGAGCAGUGCAGAGAUCUCAAUAAGAGGCUUGAAAAGGAAACAUCACAGAGUAAAGACUUCAAACUCGAGGUUGAAAAACUCAAUAAAAGAAUUAUGGCUCUGGACAAAUUAGAAGAUGCCUUCAACAAAAGCAAACAAGAAUGUUACUCUCUGAAAUGCAAUUUAGAAAAAGAAAGGAUGACCACAAAGCAGUUGUCUCAAGAACUGGAGAGUUUAAAAGUAAGGAUCAAAGAGCUAGAAGCCAUUGAAAGUCGGCUGGAAAAGACAGAAUUCACCCUAAAAGAGGACUUAACUAAACUAAAAACAUUAACUGUGAUGCUGGUAGAUGAAAGGAAAACAAUGAGUGAAAAAUUAAAGCAAACUGAAGAUAAGUUGCAAGCUGCUUCUUCUCAACUUCAAAUGGAGCAAAAUAAAGUGACAACAGUUACUGAGAAGCUGAUUGAGGAAACAAAAAGGGCACUGAAAUCCAAAACUGAUGUGGAAGAAAAAAUGUACAGUGUCACCAAGGAGAGAGAUGAUCUAAAGAACAAACUGAAAGCAGAAGAAGAAAAAGGAAAUGAUCUCCUGUCCAAAGUUAAUAUGCUGAAAAAUAGACUUCAAUCAUUGGAAGCAAUUGAGAAAGAUUUUCUAAAAAACAAAUUAAAUCAAGAUUCUAGUAAGUCUACAACAGCAUUACACCAAGAAAACAAUAAGAUUAAAGAGCUCUCUCAAGAAGUGGAAAGACUGAGACUGAAGUUAAAGGAUAUGAAAGCCAUUGAGGACGACCUUAUGAAAACAGAAGAUGAGUAUGAGACUCUAGAACGAAGGUAUGCUAAUGAACGAGAUAAAGCUCAGUUUUUAUCUGAAGAGCUGGAACAUGUUAAAAUGGAACUUAAUAAGUACAAGUUAGCAGAAAAGACAGAGUCCAGCCAUGAACAAUGGCUUUUCAAAAGCCUUCAAGAAGAAGAAGCUAAAUCAGGGCACCUCUCAAGAGAAGUGGAUGCACUGAAAGAGAAAAUUCAUGAAUACAUGGCAACUGAGGACCUAAUAUGUCAUCUCCAGGGAGAUCAUUCAGUUCUGCAAAAGAAACUCAAUCAACAAGAAAACAGGAAUAGAGAUUUAGGAAGAGAGAUUGAAAAUCUAACUAAAGAGUUAGAGAGGUACCGGCAUUUUAGUAAGAGCCUCCGGCCUAGUCUCAAUGGAAGAAUCAUCUCUGACCCUCAAGUAUUUUCUAAAGAAGUUCAGACAGAAGUAGGAGACAAUGAGCCACCCGAUUAUAAGAGUCUCAUUCCUCUGGAACGAGCAGUCAUCAAUGGUCAGUUGUAUGAGGAGAGUGAGGACCAGGAUGAGGAACCUAAUGACGAGGAAUCUGUGCUAUCCUUCAAAUGCAAUUCAUCUACUCCCUGUCCUGUUAACAGGAAACUAUGGAUUCCUUGGAUGAAAUCUAAGGAGAGCUAUCCUCAGAAUGGAAAAAUACAAACUAAACCCAAUGGCAACUUCAUGCAACCUGGAGAUCUAGUCCUAAGCCACACGCCUGGGCAGCCACUUCAUAUAAAAGUUACUCCAGACCAUGUCCAAAACACAGCCACUCUUGAAAUCACAAGUCCGACUACAGAAAGUCCUCACUCUUACACAAGCACUGCAGUGAUACCAAACUGUGGCACCCCAAAGCAAAGGAUAACCAUCCUCCAAAAUGCCUCCAUAACACCAGUGAAAUCCAAAACUUCUGCUGAAGGCCUCAUGAAUUUAGAGCAAAGCAUGUCCCCAAUUACCAUGGCAACCUUUGCCAGAGCACAGACCCCAGAGUCUUGUGGUUCUGUAACUCCAGAAAGGACAAUGUCACCUAUUCAGGUUUUGGCUGUGACUGGUUCAGCAGGCUCUCCUGAGCAGGGACGUUCCCCAGAGCCGAUAGAAAUCAGUGCCAAGCAUGCGAUUUUCAGAGUCUCCCCUGACCGGCAGUCAUCAUGGCAGUUUCAGCGUUCAAACAGCAACAGUUCAAGUGUGAUAACUACUGAGGAUAAUAAAAUCCACAUUCACUUAGGAAGUCCUUACAUGCAAGCUGUAGCCAGCCCCGUGAGACCUGCCAGCCCUUCAACACCACCACAGGAUAACCGAACUCAAGGCUUAACUAAUGGGGCCCUAAACAAAACAACCAAUAAAGUCACCAGCAGUAUUACUAUUACACCAACAGCCACACCUCUUCCUCGACAAUCACAAAUUACAAUCAAGGAGGUAUGCAAGCAGAGAAUCCCAACACGGAUCCCUAAACCAAAAUCUACAGGCAACACCAAGCUUUUCCCUAAAGCUCCCACAGGGCCUAUGGAUAAGCCCAGUCACUACACUGGCUGUGGGAAGCUACACAUAAGGACUGUCACCUCUAACACUUUUCUCCACAUGGGAGGGAAAAGGUAAGUCAUGCCAAUGCACUAUCUGGAUACAUCCACCUACGGAAACAUCUGGAAAGCUAAAAUUACCAGUAUGAAGGCCAAAGAGGAAAGGUCAUGUCUCUAAGAAAUGGUAAGCAGCAAAAUGACAAAUAGUUCAUUCACAGGUUGCUGGACCUGGUGAAUAGCAUCCUGAAAGAGCAGCACAUCUACAUUUAUUUUACCUAUAUGUGUGUAUAGGCAUAUACAUACAAACAGGCCAAAUCCUUCCAAUUCCUCAUUCUACUUACAAUCCAGCCCAAAGUUGGACCAUCUAUCAUUAGCAUGGGAUAGGACUGAAUUCAUGAGAACAGC